Molecule: messenger RNA, 216 nt
Organism: Trichoderma gamsii
Lineage: Eukaryota; Fungi; Ascomycota; Sordariomycetes; Hypocreales; Hypocreaceae
Exons: 1
Coding region: 1-216 (71 amino acids)
Source: RefSeq, a predicted model, not a curated record
AUGACUAUAGAUGCAAAGUACGUUACAUGGCAUUUCAUUCGUCCAAGCUGUCUGAACCCUCCUUCUCUUUCUUUUGCCCUAGGCAUCGAGGAACUUUUGCGAUUGAAACCGGAUAAGAACUUGUUUGUUCUUCUUUACUGUACGGAGUGCCGAGCAACAUUCAAGGGACAUCCUGGACAAUGUGUUGGUUGUGCUAGGAAUGCCCGAACAUGGUAA